AAUUUGGGGGCUAUAUAACGAUGUACAUACAUUAUUUUUGUUGGCUAAGCUGCACCCGCUAUAAAAUUUUUUGGAUUCUUUUUGUUGCUAACAAACAUCAGUUUUCGUAGUUAAACUUAAAAACAAUUAUAAAUUUUUGAAAUAACGCUUAUUUAAAAAAAUUGUAAGGUAAAAAAUGAAUUUUGAAGUUUCCAAUAUUAUUCAAAAAGCAAAAUUUUUAAGAUCAUUGGGAUGCUGCUCAGUGUGUUCUUUAAGGUUAAGUGGGAUUCCAAAUAAUGAUAAUUUUCAUUCUGCCAUAACUAAUUCUGAUACGAUAAAAAAUAUUUUUGGAGACUCAGAAUCUAAUCAAACGUCCGAAAUAUGCAUUAUAUGUUUGGGAAUCCUUCAAAAUGAAAUUCAGAAUUUAUCAGUAGAGAAGAUUUCACGAGAAAUAGAACUAAGUGGGUUCGACUCUGAAGUAUUUACAUGCACGUUAAAUAUACCCAUUUCCGUAAAGUUAAGAGAAAAAUCAAUUUCGACGUUUUUUAAUCAGAAAACGAAAGAAAGCCAUUGGAAUGGUCCUAAUAUUAACAAAUAUAGUGUCAAAGAAAUUUGGAAAAUGUUAAUCUUGCCUAAAGUUGAAGAAAUGACUUCGAAACGACAAACUACCUCUCUUGCAUCUUCUCCUUUUUCUGUAAAUAUAUUUUUUAGUUAUUCCAAUGAUGAAAUCGAUUGCAAAAAUUUAAUGAAAAAAUAUCUAAAUUCUUUGAAAUUAACAAAAAACCAGAAAGAUAAUCGUUUUAGUAAAAACAAUAUUGACAAAAUUCUAAAUGAUAUCACGGAAGAAAUUGCUAUGGAGGCUUUUUCUACUCCACCACCUCAACCCCUUGUUCAUGCAGUAAUGGACAAAGUUAAAUGUACUCGUGAAAGUCUCUUUGUUGGAGGACGUUAUAUGAAAUUAUCUCGUAAAUUGAGCCAAACACCGUGGUUUGUAAAUGGACAGAAAAAAAUGGAAACUUCUGUUCAAGAUAUACUCUGUAAACAGAUCGUAAACUAUACUCGAGCUGAAUCUUUUAAAUUCCUCUCUUCUGGUCGAGAAGACAUUGAUGUGCGAACAAUAAAUAUCGGGAGGCCUUUCGCAAUUGAACUAAUAAACCCUAAAAUAACAAUAUUUUCCAGUGAGACAUUCCGAAAGCUAGUUGUACAAAUAAAUGACUCGUCAGAGCUAGUCAAAAUCAGUUCUCAUUUGAGAAUAUUAUCACCAUUCGAUUUAAAAAAACUUAAGGAAGGUGAAAAUGUAAAAAAAAAAUUUUACAGAGCCUUAUGUUUUAUUAAGUCUUCAGAAAAUUCGUUAUCAUUAGAAAAAAUCAAUUUGAUAAAAAAUUUAAAAAUAAAACAGAAAACUCCUAUUCGAGUUCUACAUAGACGACCACUAGCAUCACGUGAUCGAACAGUCCAUCAACUCCGUGCCCGAUAUUUAUCACAUGCUGAAAUAAGAGAAAUUCAGGAAAAAAAUCCGAAUAAAAAAUUUGAUUAUUCAAUCAUGGGUAAAUUUUUUAUUGUUGAUAUCAAGACACAAGCUGGAACUUAUAUUAAAGAGUUUAUCCAUGGUGACUUUGAAAGAACUAAACCAAACCUUUGUGAUCUUCUUGGCGUCGAUCUCGACAUUGUUGCAUUAGAUGUUACUAGUAUUAAUCUCCAUUGGCCAUAGUCGAAGGUUAAAAUUCUUAGUUCUCUUGAAAAAUUUUUAUAAUUUAUCAUGAAAAAUUUUUUCUACUUGUAAAAAUAAAUAUAAAUUGAAAGAAA
Molecule: messenger RNA, 1785 nt
Organism: Cotesia glomerata
Lineage: Eukaryota; Metazoa; Arthropoda; Insecta; Hymenoptera; Braconidae
Gene: Pus10
Product: tRNA pseudouridine synthase Pus10
Exons: 7
Coding region: 176-1690 (504 amino acids)
Biological process (GO): tRNA pseudouridine synthesis
Molecular function (GO): RNA binding; pseudouridine synthase activity
Source: RefSeq, a predicted model, not a curated record